This is a messenger RNA of Theileria orientalis strain Shintoku, 648 nucleotides long. RefSeq names its product Ras-related GTPase. The record is from RefSeq and is a predicted model, not a curated record. The coding region runs from base 1 to 648 and encodes 215 amino acids. Gene Ontology annotation, molecular function: GTPase activity; GTP binding. NCBI's taxonomy places the organism in Eukaryota, Apicomplexa, Aconoidasida, Piroplasmida, Theileriidae. The transcript is spliced from 5 exons.
AUGCCGAGGAGGAAGUCCAUACUUAAAAUUAUAAUUCUCGGAGAUAGUGGGGUAGGAAAGACAUCCCUGAUGAACCAGUUUAUAAAUAAAAGAUUCACGAAUCAGUACAGAGCUACAAUUGGAGCUGAUUUUUUAACAAUGGAAAUGACCGUCGAUGACAAGGAAGUCACGCUUCAGAUUUGGGACACAGCUGGCCAGGAAAGGUUCCAGAGCUUGGGGAAGGCCUUCUACCGGGGAGCAGACUGUUGUAUGCUGGUCUACGACACCACAAACCAGAAAACGUUCGAGUCCAUAGAGUCGUGGAAGUCCGAGUUUUUGAUUCAGGUGGACCCCAAGGAUCCGGAUUCUUUUCCGUUCGCCUUGGUUGGAAACAAAAUAGACGACGUUGAGAACAAGAAGGUUAGCACAAACAAGGCCCUAAGCUGGUGUAAGGCCAACAACGACAUUCCUCACUUUGAAACGAGCGCAAAGACGUCUCACAACGUCACGAACGCAUUUAAUGAAAUCGCAAAGCGUGCCAUAAUCAGGGACAAUCAGGACGACGAGGUUUACAUUCCUGACACCCUGCUUUUGGAUCAAAGAAACGUACAACAAGUGUCCGGGAACUGUUCUAGGGGACUUACUAGCAUGGUUGGAUGCCAAAACUGA